AAGCUUCCACGGCCCAAGCUCAGCGCCAACCUCCCAUGCUCCUCCGACUGUUCGUUCAGUCGCUUCCAGACGAUCAUACGCGCGCGUUGCCAUCGAAACGUUCAAACGUGAUCGCGGUGUUCCGUUACCUGACGAGAUUUGCGUGUGCGUGCCAGGCCAGCCAACCAGACCCUCUGCUGAAGUGGCAAUCAAAACAUUGCAUCGGGGAAAUUGGGUUUCUUAUUCUUUUUUUUUUGGGACGGAAACGAUUAGUGAUUUCCGAAGACCCCUCCUCGGUUUCCGGUCAUUGCGGGUCGCUGCAGGUGAUCGUGUUGCGUCGUAGAUUAGUCGUAGGCAGUGAGUUUCUAGACAGGUCAGAGUGAUAAGAUAGCGCAGUGAAAUGUCCGAAGCGGUCGUCAUGAAUCGAGUUUUUCGGUACUUUAUGAAGUUCCACGGGUACUUCAUUGCCUUCUGUACCAUCUUCUUUACGUCGGUGAUCAUCGUGUCGUCGUUUACCGGUCGCAGUAUUCACGAGGAACCAUUCGUGAUCGAGGAGGAAUUUGAAGCGGUGCAGCGGUACCCGAUACUGAUUCAGGUAGAAUCCGCCCUAUGGCUGUGUGCCUCUGUGAUAUUGGCCGUUGGCCUGUACAAGGAAAAUAAAUCAUUUCUCACCCCCUUCCUGGCGCUGUUCAUCAUCGAUGGGGCUGUCGUCAUCGUGCAGGAGAUACUGAACCUCUGCACCGGAAGACCCUCGGAGCUGGCCACGAUCGAUAGCCGCCAGUUGGUCGUUAUGAUUUGUGAGUACUUAGUGGUCAACGUGUACGUGCUGGUCAGCCUGGUAGUGCUGUAUCGGAUGUUUGCCAAAGGACCCCUCCCUGCCAGUCAGAACAACUUCGUUCGAUUUGACAACGAACGAGACAUCGAGGGUCAGCUGCCGGCCGCUGGCGGCCAACAACAACAGCAGCACCAAUCACAACAACAACAACCAACAGCACUGAAUCGAAGCUAGUGAUGAGUGAUGACUAUAGAUAGCUUAUUUUAGUUGGUAGAUGAUUGAUUAAGGUGAUUUUAGUGAUCUAGGAGGAGCAUGAAGACCUAUUACAUUUGUGCUGAAUGCGAAAGAGAUGUCUCUGGAGAUGUCCAAUGGUCAAAUUACGUUGUUUGUUAGUCUAGGCUAGUGAGAAAGAGGCAUUCGAAUUGUGUAAAUAUAUAAGUAUUAUACGAGAGACGCUGAAUUAAAUGUUGAAUAAGUAAGCAAAAAA
Molecule: messenger RNA, 1241 nt
Organism: Aedes albopictus (Asian tiger mosquito)
Lineage: Eukaryota; Metazoa; Arthropoda; Insecta; Diptera; Culicidae
Exons: 4
Coding region: 380-988 (202 amino acids)
Source: RefSeq, a predicted model, not a curated record